AUGGCAGAUACAUUAAAAACACCAAAGAUUAUCGAAGAUGUGAGAUUGAACAAUGUAGGGGAAGUCAAAAUUAGGGAUAUAACCAAUGAGGCAAACUUACGACAACGGUCAAUGGACGCUCUCAAGAACCGCAAACAGGCGUCACACCUGCCUCCUAGCUCACACCGUACACUCAACUUAUUUAAACUACUGCUGCAAUUGUCGCACCAGAUUUAUUCUUCCAAAGUGAAGCCCAUCACCAGUUCCUUGCCAGAAAUGCUCUUUUAUUUUAUCAACCACUUGAUUUUGCUUUGGCUUUUCUUUUUUAUUGCAAUUUUCAAAAACUUUCAAUUCGCUUAUAGAAAGACGUAUCUUAAAUUUUUAUCGCUUACAUACUAUCCAAACAAGUCUCCACAAGUCAUCCGAGAUGACGUGAACCAAAUGACAAAAAUCCCCAAAUCCAUUUCUUGCAUCUUGGACUUGAAGGAUGACGAUGAUGAAAAUGGGGGCAAAGAUGGGUUCAUGAACCUGAUUAGUGAAUUGGCUGCAUGGACUGUGAGUGCCGGGAUUAACAAGUUGAUUAUUUACGAGUAUACUGGGGCGAUGAAUCAGAGCAGCGAAUUUGUCGUGGACUUGAGUAACAACAUUACCAAGAAUUUAGUCUCCUAUUUUGGAAGUGAGUCAGUACCCAGAUUUUCGAUCAAGGUGCCAAACAAAAACUUGAUAUUGUACAGCGACGAAACCUUAGCUAACAGCAAUUUAAAUGAGACAUACGCCAGCGGCCAAGUUGAUUUAGAGAUUGAUUUACUCAGUAGAGUUGAUGGCAAGCCUACGUUGGUGGAGUUGACGAAAACCAUGAGUGAGUUGGCAGUCAAUGGCGAUCUAUCAAUUAAUGACAUCACCAUUGAUUUGAUUGAUGAGGAACUUGUAGAAUUGGUUGGACCCGAACCCGACUUGUUGAUAUGUUUUUCACCCUCCUUAAAUUUACAAGAUUACCCACCAUGGCAUAUCCGAUUGAGUGAAAUAUACUGGGAGCCUGAUAAUAAAGAUGUUAAUUAUGCUGUUUUUAUUAGAGCAUUGAAACAGUUUUCUGGUAGUAAGAUCAAUUUGGGAAAGUAA
This is a messenger RNA of Lodderomyces elongisporus, 1098 nucleotides long. Its product is annotated as ditrans,polycis-polyprenyl diphosphate synthase. The transcript has a single exon. Gene Ontology annotation, molecular function: ditrans,polycis-polyprenyl diphosphate synthase [(2E,6E)-farnesyl diphosphate specific] activity. NCBI's taxonomy places the organism in Eukaryota, Fungi, Ascomycota, Pichiomycetes, Serinales, Debaryomycetaceae. Bases 1 to 1098 code for a protein of 365 amino acids. The record is from RefSeq and is a predicted model, not a curated record. Gene Ontology annotation, cellular component: endoplasmic reticulum membrane; dehydrodolichyl diphosphate synthase complex.